Messenger RNA from Panicum virgatum (switchgrass), 2197 nucleotides. RefSeq names its product alpha-galactosidase mel1-like. The transcript is spliced from 14 exons. The record is from RefSeq and is a predicted model, not a curated record. Gene Ontology annotation, molecular function: hydrolase activity, hydrolyzing O-glycosyl compounds. NCBI's taxonomy places the organism in Eukaryota, Viridiplantae, Streptophyta, Magnoliopsida, Poales, Poaceae. The coding region runs from base 92 to 2029 and encodes 645 amino acids. Gene Ontology annotation, biological process: carbohydrate metabolic process.
ACUGCCCCUCACUCCAUUAGUGCCACCUCUCUCUCUCUCUCUCUCUCUCUCUCUCUCGCUCUGUCUUCCUCCUGUUCGGCGGCCGGCAGGAAUGGGCAUGGGGCCUUCCUCCCCUCAGCCAUGGCAGCAUCACCGCUUCUGCUGCGCCCUCCUCGUCCUCGUUCUUUUCGUCUUCCUCUGGGGUACUUCUCAGGCAAAUGAAGAACUUGCCGCGUUGCCACCAAGAGGUUGGAACUCAUAUGACUCUUUUUCAUGGACUGUGGAUGAAAUUUCAUACCUGCAAAAUGCACAGAUCUUGGCAGAGAAGUUACUCCCACAUGGAUACCAGUAUGCAGUUAUUGAUUUCCUCUGGUACCGGAAGUAUGUUGAUGGGGCACACACAGAUUCAUAUGGAUUUGAUAACAUCGAUGAAUGGGGACGACCAUUUCCGGACCUUCAAAGGUUUCCAUCAUCUAGAGUUGACAGAGGGUUUAGUCAGAUUGCCAGUAAGGUCCAUGCAAUGGGCUUGAAAUUUGGCAUCCAUUUGAUGAAAGGUAUAAGUGUGCAAGCUGUUAAUGCAAACACGCCAAUCUUGGACAUCAAGACGGGAAAACCGUAUAUAGAGGACGGCCGUCAAUGGACAGCACGUGACAUAGGUCUCACUGACAGAACUUGUGCAUGGAUGCCGCAUGGAUUUAUGAGUGUUAACACAGAUACUGGAGCUGGACGGGCCUUUUCAAGAUCUAUUUAUCGACAAUAUGCUGAUUGGGGUGUUGAUUUUGUGAAGGUUGAUUGUAUCUUCGGCACAGAUUAUAGCCCAGAAGAAAUCAUCACUAUUUCCGAGCUAUUGCAAGAGAUUGAUCGUCCGAUCAUCCUGUCCCUCUCACCAGGAACUGAAGUCACUCCAGCUUUAGCUGAGAAUAUUAGUGAUCAUGUUAAUAUGUACAGAAUAACUGGAGAUGAUUGGGAUAACUGGAAUGAUGUGAGCUCACAUUUUUCUGUGUCAAGUUCCUUUGCUGCUGCAAAGAAGAUAGGGGCCACUGGGUUGCGAGGAAGAUCUUGGCCAGACUUAGACAUGCUUCCAUUUGGAUGGCUUACCGAUCCAAGUGUCAAUCAAGGCCCUCACAGGAAAUGUAACCUUACUCUUGAUGAACAGAAAACACAGAUAGCACUUUGGUCAAUGGCUAAAUCGCCUCUCAUGUAUGGAGGAGAUUUGAGACAUCUCGAUGAUAUUACACUAAGCAUAAUUACCAAUCCUAUUUUAUUGAAGAUAAACCACUACAGUAAAAAUAACAUGGAGUUCCAUUAUCUGUACAGUGAAAGGACGUCAAAAAAGGAACAUUCUGUCCACUUUAAGUCACCUUAUCAUGUUGACCUUACAAAGAAUGAUGGAAUGUUUGUUGGUCUCACUGCCUGCAACGAUGAUACAGCUAGUGGAUGGUAUAUGUUUUCACAAGAUGGGAAGCCAAAUCAUAUAUGCAGGAACUAUGAAAUACAGAAUGACAAAAGCAUAUCAUUUUGCCUGGGGAAAGCAAAACCACUUCUUGCAUCGGGUAUCAUUACCAUGGACAACAUGGAACACCAAUUGAAGUUCUGUCUUUCAGUUGGAAAUACCAGUGAUACUUGUUUGGAUGCAUCUGCUGGUCAAAGGCGGACUGCCUCAGAGAUUAGGUUUCCAAUGUUCUCUGCAUGCAGGUGGCAUGCAAAACAGAUGUGGGAGCUAAAUGCGAAUGGAAAUCUUGUGAGCAGCUAUUCAGGAUUGUGUGCCACGGUGAAAUCAAGGAACGAAGGUCCUAAUGAAGCUUGUGCAUGGGUUGCAACUGGAAGUAAAGGAGAAAUCUAUCUUGCAUUCUUCAACCUUGACUCCACGAGCAGGAAGAUGGCUGCACGAAUGUCAGACCUUGGACUAGUUCUCAGAAGAGCAUUGUUGAGAAAACACCUAUGUAGCUGCACUGAAGUUUGGAGCGGGAAGAAUUUCAGUCUCACGAAAGAUGAGAUUUCAGCAGUGGUUAAUCCACAUGCCUCCAUGGUGUUCGAAAUCAUAUGUUGAGAUUGCGGUACUGGAACCCAUAUGUUGAUCAAAUGUAUGUUGGAUAUGGAACCCAUAAAUUGAUAAGCCAGAAAGAUUUUAUAUUAGAAUAGUGAAAAAUAGACAAGGAAAAAAGGAAGGUGAACAGUAUGUUUUGUUUGAUGUCCUAAUUGGACUCGGUGGCUCCUA